ACGUGUAGUUUGUGCACGUGACCAAGAAAUCAAACAAACGAAGAACGUGGCAACGUCGCUUUUCAGUCCGCAUUCGCAAAUCACAGUCGUUGAACCAAAACAUCGCAUCGCGGAAGAAACCGCAGAAACAAGUCUUCGACCACCAAAUUGGAUGUGUUGACCACGGAACAUAUCUGAUCGGUGGUGUUGGUUCCGUAACGCGUAGGCCAUGUAUUUCUUUAUUCACCAACGUGCGGCCACCGAAGAACAACCAGAAAACGACGGGAAUUUUUCAAAAAAAUUAUGUACGGAUACCUGUCUCAACCGUAUUGCAGAUGGUGUUUUGCAGUGCAAGUGCGGGGAAGGUGUGAACCGCUUCGAAUGGAAGUUUAAAAAGGAUGAGGAAGACUCUCUGGAUAUUGUGCUAACGAACGAUGAUCGCGAUGUUAUGUUCCAUCCGACUUAUAGCCAAGGCACGGCCCUUUUACGAGGCGACAGACCGUUCGAGAAAAACAAACAUUAUUAUUGGGAGGUGAAGAUGACUUCCAAUCUUUAUGGCACUGAUGUAAUGGUUGGUAUUGGUACAGGGAAAAUGCAGGCAUCUGACUGGAGAUUCAGAUUCUGUAGCAUACUUGGUUUGGAUGGUGAAUCAUGGGGCUACUCAUACAAUGGCUGCAUCCAGCAUAACCAGUUGGGCAGAAAGUAUGGAAGGAAAUUUGGGAUAGGGUCUCUUGUAGGAGUUCAUUUAGACAUGUGGCGAGGAACCCUGGAGUAUUAUGUCAACAGACGUCCACAAGGCAUCGCUUUUAACAACGUUAAAAGACCCAAAGUAUACCCAAUGUUGAGUUCAACAGCAGCAAAAUCAGCCUUGAGGGUGACUUGUGCCACAUCAAUGGAAACUAGUCUGCAACUGUAUUGUUUAAAAGUUGUAAUGAAGUCUCCACAAAUUUACAAAAUCUACAGAGAAGAAUUACCCCAAAUUGCUCGAAUCUACGAUCAGAAAUACUUCUGGCUGCGACCGUCAGCAGAAGUUAUGUUGCAACUAAUGAUAAGCCAAAAAAAACGCGAAAGAAAAAAUAGUUGUCAAGAUUCAAGCAAUGAUGAAAAAUCGACAUGCGAAUUGCUUUAUGGUGACUUAGAUAAGGAAACCUCCACAGAGAAUACAGACAGAAUGAAGAAGAUUAAAAGAGAUAUUGAUUCAACAGAUGAAUGUAUUUUUGCGAUUAUCUAGUAUUAAGUAUAUUAUUUAUAAUGUAUGUUAAGUUUUAUUAUAUUGAAAGUGAGAAUAUAACCAAUUGUUUUUUUAAAA
Messenger RNA from Aethina tumida (small hive beetle), 1288 nucleotides. RefSeq names its product SPRY domain-containing SOCS box protein 3. The coding region runs from base 209 to 1210 and encodes 333 amino acids. Gene Ontology annotation, cellular component: SCF ubiquitin ligase complex. Gene Ontology annotation, biological process: proteasome-mediated ubiquitin-dependent protein catabolic process. The transcript has 4 exons. Lineage: Eukaryota; Metazoa; Arthropoda; Insecta; Coleoptera; Nitidulidae. The record is from RefSeq and is a predicted model, not a curated record. Gene Ontology annotation, molecular function: protein binding.